CUUUUUUAAGCAAAUUUUUGGAUAAUUUUAAACAAAUAAUGAAUCAAAUUCUUGAACACAGACAAAUACUUGAAAAAGAAGCUGGAGACAAAGCUGAAGAGGAAAGAGGAAGAAGAGGAAGGAGAGGAAGAAGAGGAAGGAGAGGAAGAAGAGGGAAGGAAGAGGAGGAAGAACAAGUAAAAGAAGAACAAAAAGAAGAAAAAGAAGAAAGAAAAGGACAUAAAGAGGAAGAAAAGACUCAAGAGACUAUAACUAAAGAGCAAUCUAAAAGAAAGAAAAGAGAGAAGAAGAAAUUAACCCCAGAAGAAAGGAGGAAGAUCAGGUUGUUGAAAGCUAAAGAAAAGGCAAUCAAGGAAUUCUUUGAUAAAAACGAUAGAGAUUUACAAAAGUUUGACUUUGUUGUUAAAGACAAGGAUGAAUGCAUCUAUAAGGAGAAUUCUUUGCAAUACUUCCCCGCAAGUAUUAUUGAACAGACCACUGAAAUAGGAACGAUCUAUAAUGAUCUUAGAAUAUAUUCAGAGAGUAUCUUAGAGCCAGAUCUCAAAAUUCCUGAGGGUUCAUAUUUCAAUGAGCUUAAAGAUUUUAGUUAUCCUCUAAAGCCUGAAAAUGCAAGAGAGACGCAAGCAGAUGAAUCAAACGAACAUAGGGGGCCGAAACUAAUGUUUUGUAUCACUAUGUAUCAAGAAGAAUGGAGUCAGAUACUUCAAACUCUUGCUGGAUGUAUUAGAAACAUCUGAGAGCUUCAUGACAAGGCAAUAUCUAAUGGAAAUCCCCAAUACCAUGCAGAUGGAAUGGGAAUUGUUCUCAUUUGAGAUGGAAUUGACAAACUACCUGCCCCAUUUGUCGACAAAAUGAUUGAAUAUGAGUUAUUUGACCCUGCUCUAUGUUGUCACACUGUUUGUAAAAGAGAUAUCAAGAAGCAUGUAAAGAAAAAGUUUGAAAAGAAAAGUGCCCAAAUCACAACUCCAGAAGAGAUAAAAUAAAAGGGAGAAUAUCAAAAAGGCAAAAGAUAUCCAAAAUUUUCGCUGUGAAAACUACAAAUACGCAACCAAAAACGUUGGACAUAUCUUCUCUACUAAGCUCGAUGAGAAUAGAAUUAAGGAAAUGUUCAGUGAAAGAGAAGAUCCUAAUAUUUAUUUUGGGAAGAAAGAUAGUGGCAGGAUGUCUCCAUAUCUUGUGAACCUCCAUAAAGAGUCACCUUUACGAAACCCUUACAAUUGGAUCAUAAAAAAAGGUAAGAAGAGUUACAAAAUCCCAGAUAUAAAAUUCUUCUUCUGUGCUAAACACGAAAAUUCUGGAAAAAUAGAGAGUCAUUUGUGGUUUUUCAAAGGAUUCUGCGCGCCGACUAAUCCUCAGUACUGACAGAUGCUUGAUGCAGGAACAAUUCCUCUGAACAACAGUAUCUCCAAGAUUAUCUUAUACAUGGAUGAGUUCACAGAUACUGGAGGGGCAUGUGGAGAAAUAGAAACUUUCCAGCCAAGCGAGAGGGAGUUAGGCUACGGCUGGAACAAAAUUGAUGAUCCAGAAAUAAUAGAUAUUCUCCAAGAAGAAACAGAUGAAGGGCUGAACAAGAAGGUAAAGAAAGGUAUUAUCCAAAAAAUUGAUGAUGACACAUGGUUAGAGAAGACUCAACGAUCUAUAUUUUCUAAGUUUGAAGCAAAAUGUUUGGUAUUCGCACAAUAUGUGGAAUAUAAAAUCUCCCAUUACCUUGACAAGUCCUUUGAAUCUGUGUUUGGAUUUGUUUCUGUACUUCCAGGGGCAUUCUGAACCUUUCGUUGGAAAGCAAUCAAUGGGGAUCCCCUGAGAUCAUUCUUUAAAGGACUUGAAAAAGAUAAGCAUACUGCAAAGGAAGCUAAUAUGUAUCUUGCUGAAGAUAGAGUGAUGUGCUUGGAAAUCCUCAGAAAAUACAGUGAGUCAUGGGUUCUCCGUUAUGUACCAGGAUGAAUUGCUCUUACAGAUCCUCCAGAUAGUGUGAUAGGCCUUAUUAAGCAAAGACGUCGCUGGACUAAUGGGAGUCUUUUUGCUUCAUGGUACGUUUUAGAUCAUAUCACAAUGAUAAGAAGGUCUGGGCAUUCUUGAUGUAGAAAGAUGUCACUAUUUGGGUUAUACUUAUACAUGAUGUUAAACUUUAUUUUCUCUAUUCUUCUAGUUGGAUCCCUGUAUGCUUCAUUCACAAUAUUCAUCCAAGCAUUCUUCAAAGAGGAGGACUGUAGCCAGUUUACCUUCAUCAAAGGAUUCACAUAUAGCUAUCUCUGUCUUUUAUUUAUUUUCGUGCUACUAGCUCUCACUAAGCCUAUAUCAAGAUCAGGGAAAAUAUACACUAUAUAUGUCAUAAUCUUUGGAAUAUUCAUAUUCCUCUCAAUUGGAGUUGGGUUCAGCUAUUUCUGGGAGAAGAGCACUAAUAUAUACGUUGCUGGGUUACUCUUAGUGACCUUAUUGGGGUCAUACAUCCUUCCUCCUUUGUUGAACUGGAAUAGAAUGAAAUUAUGGAAAUAUUGCUUAGGAGUAUUAAUCUUGAUAUUCUUGUCUCCGACUUACAUCAACAUCAUAAUUAUCUACUCAAUGGCCAACCUUCAUGAUGUGAGUUGGGGUAAUAGAGAGACUGAUGAGAAAAAUGCAGAAGAGACUAGGAAGAGCCUUGAACAGUUCAGAUCUCUCUACCUCAUAGUUUGGGGAGCCCUUAACGUUGCUUACGGAUAUGGAAUGGUCUAUCUGAACAAGAAUCGUGAAACAGUGUACAUUCUUAUCCUCACAAUCAUUAUUUGAGGAAAUGUGUUAAUGAAGCUAGUGAUUGCGUUUAUCUACUUUUUCCGUGAGAAGAAAGAUAGCUGUAUAUUAUGGUGGAAGCACAAGUCGAGAAAGGGUCAAUAUAAGACAAGAGAUAUAAGUACUGUAGAGGAGACAAAGGCGAAAAUUGAUCCACCUGUAGAUAAGAGUUCCUCUAUGAAUUAUUUCGGGCAUGAUGAUGAAGAGGACUUUUAG
Moneuplotes crassus is the source of this 2982-nucleotide messenger RNA. The record is from the annotation of a GenBank genome assembly. NCBI's taxonomy places the organism in Eukaryota, Ciliophora, Spirotrichea, Euplotida, Euplotidae.